AUGGCGAUCUGGGAUUGGAAAUCCGGAUAUAAAUUUCAAGCGCUUGAAACCACCGCGCAACCAGAAUUUGAAGCAGGCAUAUUUGCGUGUACGUUUGAUCGAACGAGUUUGCGACUGAUAACAUGUGAAACAGAUAAAACCAUAAAAAUAUGGAGAGAGGACCCGAAUACGACCCCGGAAACACAUCCGAUACAAUGGAAACCGUCGCUCGCCCGCACACGAUUUUAA
This is a messenger RNA of Paraglomus occultum, 228 nucleotides long. The record is from the annotation of a GenBank genome assembly. Lineage: Eukaryota; Fungi; Glomeromycota; Glomeromycetes; Paraglomerales; Paraglomeraceae.